AUGUCUUCAGAACCGGUGUUCGUCCUUCCGGGCGAUCACAUCCCACCAGACCUUGUGCCCUCACAUCCUAAGAAGCCGCUCCGAUUAGGCCCCGGCCUGCGGCACGUUCCUCCGAAUGAUGUUGUGCCCACGCUGGCUGGCCAGUUUGUGACGGAUAGACCAAAGAAUGCGAUUAGAGUUGAGAACUCACAUGGGCGGGUAAGCCAAUUACUAUGCAUCGACUAUCUGAGCGGAAAUGUGGCUAACGGCGGGUCGGGAUAUUGUUUACAGUACGUCCCUCGGGUGGGAGAGCUCGUCAUAGGAACGAUUCACAAGACCGCCGCAGAUGUCUACUACGUCCAUCUGUCAGAUUACACCGCGCCCGUGCUACUGCCGCAAUUGUCGUUCGAGUCGGCGACCAAGAAGACACGUCCUGUCUUGGCACCCGGGGCGCUGGUCUACGCGCGCGUCACUCUGGCGAAUAAGCAUAUGGAUGCAGAACUAGAGUGUGUUUCAUCGUCGACGGGGAAAUCGGAUGGAUUGGGGCCCUUGACCGGCGGUAUGAUGUUUGACAUAUCAUUAGGGAUGGCUAGGCGACUGAUGAUGCCCAAGAGCGUGCAGGAAGGCAAGAUUGUUGUGUUGGAAGAGCUGGGUGCGCUGGGUUUGCAAUUCGAUACCGCAACGGGCCGCAACGGGCGAUUCUGGGUGGACAGCGAAAAUACAAAGACUGUUCUGGCUGUCGGAAGAGCAAUUCAGGAGACAGACGAGAGGAGACUAGGAGUAGAAGACCAAAAGAAAUUGGUCCGAAAGAUAAUCAAAGAUUUGAGCUGA
Molecule: messenger RNA, 810 nt
Organism: Metarhizium brunneum ARSEF 3297
Lineage: Eukaryota; Fungi; Ascomycota; Sordariomycetes; Hypocreales; Clavicipitaceae
Source: RefSeq, a predicted model, not a curated record